Messenger RNA from Microcebus murinus (gray mouse lemur), 2603 nucleotides. RefSeq names its product C-type lectin domain containing 14A (gene CLEC14A). Gene Ontology annotation, molecular function: extracellular matrix binding; extracellular matrix protein binding. Gene Ontology annotation, cellular component: extracellular matrix; external side of plasma membrane. NCBI's taxonomy places the organism in Eukaryota, Metazoa, Chordata, Mammalia, Primates, Cheirogaleidae. Gene Ontology annotation, biological process: cell migration. The record is from RefSeq and is a predicted model, not a curated record.
UCUUUGACUAGCAAUUGGCACGCCUGAACCUCUUGAGGAGCAUAGAGAAGCAGACCCCAGAAGGAUCUGAGGUUGAAUAAUGCUUCCUGUGGUAGGGAAGGGAGGUGCUAAGAUCGCUCACAAGAUUUUUUUUUUCCUUCCACAAGAGCAGGCAUCCCGAAGACUGGAGCUGUCUACAAAUUAUUCUGACGCCAAUUCCAGUCUUCCAGACAGAAACACAAAAGGAGGGCGUGGGCUUAUACGCAAAUUCCUUUUCUCCAGUCCUUCCUGCAGAAGUUCACUGGGAUCUGAGACCCUGAGACUCUCUGAGCAGGGAAAAUGAUACACUUCAUCCCAGUGGCGACUUUCUUCUCCUGCUCUAAGCAGGGUGUUUGACCUUCUGGCCCACCGUGUCCCCUGUGCCCUGGCGCCAGCUGUGUCCCCGACCCCAGAAUAAAUCAGGGCUGCACGCAAGGCCUGGCAGAGCUCUCCGCACAUUUCCUGUCGAGGCCUAAGGGAAGCUGACGGGGGCUUCUUGGAGUUCGGGGGCGGGUGGAAGGGAAAGUCCAGCGAGAGUGAGGGCAGAAGGGAGGGGAGAGCGGACCGAGUGGAGUGAGGCAGCUGUAGAGGGCGGAGACCGCGCUCCACAGACGGCUGGGCGCCCUGGAGUGGGCCAGACCCGAGUUGGGAGCAGCUGUGCAGUGGGUGCGGGGCCUGCAAGAUGAGGCCGGCGCUCACCUUGUGCCUCCUCUGGCAGGCGCUCUGGCCCGAGCCGGGCGGUGGCGAGCACCCCACCGCCGACCGCGCGGGCUGUUGGGCCUCGGGGGCCUGCUACAGUCUGCACCACGCGACCAUCAAGCGGCUGGCGGCCGAGGAGGCCUGCAACUUGCGCGGCGGGGCGCUCAGCACGGCGCAUGGGGGUGCUGAGCUGAGCGCUGUGCUCGCGCUCCUGCGGGCAGGCCCGGGGCCGCGAGAAGGCUCCAAAGACCUCCUGUUCUGGGUCUCGCUGGAGCGCAAGCGUUCCCAUUGCACCCUGGAGAACGAGCCUUUGCGGGGUUUCUCCUGGCAGUCCUCCGACGCCAGCGGGUCCGAAAGCGACACGCUGCAGUGGGUGGAGGAGCCCCAACGCUCCUGCACCGCACGGAGAUGCGCAGCACUCCAGGCCACUGGGGGAGUUGAGCCCGCAGGCUGGAAAGAGAUGCUGUGCCACCUGCGCGCCAACGGCUACCUGUGCAAGUACCAGUUUGAGGGCUUGUGCCCUGCGCCGCGUCCCGGGGCCGCCGCUAAUUUGAGCUACAGAGCGCCCUUCCAGCUGUACAGCGCCGCGCUGGACUUCAGUCCCCCUGGGACCAAGGUGAGUGCGCUCUGCCCGGGGCAGCUCCCCGUCUCAGUUACCUGCAUCACGGACGAGAUGGGCGUGCGCUGGGACGGACUCCCCCCGGGCGCCGUGCUCUGUCCCUGCCCCGGGAGGUACCUGCGGGCUGGCAAAUGCGCAGAGCUGCCUGACUGCCUAGACGACUUAGGAGGCUUCGCCUGCGAAUGUGCCGCGGGCUUCCAGCUGGGGAACGACGGACGCUCUUGUGUGACCAAUGGGGAAGGACAGCUGGCCCCUGGGGGGACCAUGGUUCCCACCAGGUCCCCACCGGCCGCUGCAACAAGCCCUAUACUGAGGACGUGGUCACCCAGGGUCCACGAGAAACCAGGAGAGAUACCCCAUGUCCCUGAACAAGGCAGUUCAGCAACAACUACUCCUGAGAUUCCUCAGUGGGGAGUACAGAGCACUAUGUCUAACUUUCAAAUGUCCCCUCAAGUCAAGUCAAAGGCCACCAUCACCCCAUCAGGGAGCGUGAUUCCCGAGUUUAAUUCCACAGUUUCCUCUGCCAGUCCCCAAACUUUCGACUCUUCCUCCACCGUGGUCUUCAUGCUUGUCACCAUAGCAGUAGUAGUGUUGGUGAUCUUGACCAUGACAGUGCUGGGGCUUUUCAAACUCUGCUUUCACAAAAGCCCUUCCUCCCGGGCAAAGAAGGGGUCUUUGGCCGCCCCAGGCAAGGAGAGUGAUGCUGAGGCCACUGCUUUGAACUCCGAUUCUGCACAUGGCACAGACAGUGGGGCGAAGGUCAGGGACUGUGGUCUACGGGACAGAGAAGAAGGCAGCUCUCUGGCGGUGUCCUCUCUUGGUUCUGGCCAUACAUAGGGGAACAGGAACAUGGGGACUCCUGAUGAACCGAGUUUUUCACUUUUGAUAAAAAGGGGAAUGAACGGAGAAGAAGAACUUAUUUGUGGGACUGAACAUUCCUGCAGAAAUCCGGUUUCCUGUAAAUCUCUACUUCACUGAGAAACUAAAUCAGAACAGCACACUCCUUCCCUGAAGAUGGAGGAGGUGGAAGUGCCUUAUGUGGUACUGAGGGGCAGAGUCCUGCUGGGAAAGGUAUUUUCUUAUGUUUAUUCUGGAGAAUUUGGAGAAGUGAUUGACCUUUCAAGACAUGGAAACAAAUAAACAAUACAAUUAAUUUUUUUAAAAAUUUUUACCAAAUAGAAAAGAAAUCCAUUUGCAUUGUUCAGGCAGGGAAUAUGUUGGUUUGAAAUUCCCUGGCAAAAAAAUAAAGGAUUGUUGAUAACCCAGA